Bursaphelenchus xylophilus (pine wood nematode) is the source of this 2074-nucleotide messenger RNA. NCBI's taxonomy places the organism in Eukaryota, Metazoa, Nematoda, Chromadorea, Rhabditida, Aphelenchoididae. The record is from the annotation of a GenBank genome assembly.
AUGCAAACUUAUUGUAAGAAUACUUGUGGUCUUUGCGGUUCUACCUCUCCACCACCAACUCAAGGUAAGCAAAAUAGGCCACAUAACAACAGCAUUCUUAAACCUUUAAAUUUUCAAAUUUAAUACACCCAUUCUCUUCCAGGCUGUGUCGAUGGCGCUACAAAUUGCGCCGACUUCAAGAGUCAAUGUGGUACACCAAAGAUGCAAACAUACUGUAAACAUACAUGCGGUCUUUGCGGAUCAACGCCAGCCCCAUUUACCCCACCAACCCAAGGCUGUGUUGACGGAGCUACAAACUGCGCUGACUUCAAGAGUCAAUGCGGCACACCAAAAAUGCAGACAUACUGUAAGCACACGUGCGGAGCCUGUGGUUCAACUACACCUACCCCAACCACUCGUGAGUAGACUACGUUUUUUAAAACUAUGUAUAUUCCCCGCCAAAAGUUUUGACCCCCCUUCUAACUCGGUCCAAAGUGUACCAAUUUGGACCAAAUUUGGUACGUAGUCUAGUGACAGCCUAGUAAUAAAAAAUAUCAUAGUAGGAGAAACCAUAUAGCUGUAUUUCAAAAUCUAGGGACAGUUUUCAAAAAUCACCUCAAAAAAACGGGACAAAAGUUUUGACCCCCCUGCAAAAAAAUUAAAUAUCGCCACCGGAUGUAGCCCGAACCUUUUACAAUCGAUGCCCCAUACCUGAAUACAGAUUAAUAAAUGCUUUUUCGUUGAAUGCUUCGUUGCAUUUGAGGAUGCAACGCGUUAAACUGAUUUUGAUGUAGAGCUGCCCAAAAUGGUAAAAAUCUUGUACUGGCGCUUUGUAAAAGUUCUAAAUUAUGUUCACAUCAUGUGAUCUUGACGUGUUAUAACCUGCAUUAACCUUUUCCUUUCGAAAAAAGUCCAUGAUGGCCUAGCGGUAUCGAUUCGGCCGAUAUCCAGUUGUCAUGGUCAGCCUUGGUGAGCCAUUUGCUCUUUCACUAAAGGUCUAGAUGUGGUCGCUAGGUCCUCAAUAUAAUCCUGAGACUCCUAUUUACUCUCAGCAGGGUAAAAAGUUUCGAUUUGACGCGUUUUGGAAUGGGUUUCAUUCACCUAAAUCUUAAGUUUGCCGUUACUGUAGAUGCUCCUGAGUACGACGCCAUCCCCACCGCCCAUUUGUCGUUCCAUACGUCUCAAAUGAGUAUGGCGGGUGCUGCAGCGUCCUAAAUUACCUGGCCCAUCAAGUGAAAGCCAUUUUUGGUCGCAAAAAAUCCAUUUGAAGAAAGCGGGUUUUUCAUUAAGGUGCAGAUGCGCAAAGCUGCAUCUGCAAACCAUAUGAGAUCGUGUCAGCGGGAGUUUAUUCUUGGUUUAAGAGUUGAUAUGAGUCUCAGGAUUAGAUUGAGGACAUAGCGACCACAUCUAGCCCUUUAGUGAAAGAGCAAAUGGCUCACCAAGGCUGACCAUGACAACUGGAUAUCGGCCGAAUCAAUACCGCUAGGCCAUCAUGGACUUUUUUCGAAAGGAAAAGGUUAAUGCAGGUUAUAGCACGUCAAGAUCACAUGAUGUGAACAUAAUUUAGAACUUUUACAAAGCGCCAGUACAAGAUUUUUACCAUUUUGGGCAGCUCUACAUCAAAAUCAGUUUAACGCGUUGCAUCCUCAAAUGCAACGAAGCAUUCAACGAAAAAGCAUUUAUUAAUCUGUAUUCAGGUAUGGGGCAUCGAUUGUAAAAGGUUCGGGCUACAUCCGGUGGCGAUAUUUAAUUUUUUUGCAGGGGGGUCAAAACUUUUGUCCCGUUUUUUUGAGGUGAUUUUUGAAAAUUGUCUCUGGAUUUUGAAAUACAGCUAUAUGGUUUGUCCUACUAUGAUAUUUUUUAUUACUAGGCUGUCAGUAGACUACGUACCAAAUUUGGUCCAAAUUGGUACACUUUGGACCGAGUUAGAAGGGGGGUCAAAACUUUUGGCGGGGAGUAUAUGUUAGCGUUUCUAAUGCAUAAUAUUUUUUCUUCAGAAUGCGUUGAUGGAGCUACAAAUUGCUCUCAAUUCAAGAGCCAAUGCGGAACCCCUAAGAUGAAAGAAUUCUGCAAACACACUUGUGGAGCUUGCUGA